Messenger RNA from Aspergillus pseudoviridinutans, 4404 nucleotides. RefSeq lists its product as uncharacterized. The transcript has a single exon. Bases 1 to 4404 code for a protein of 1467 amino acids. Gene Ontology annotation, molecular function: hydrolase activity, hydrolyzing O-glycosyl compounds; chitin binding. Gene Ontology annotation, biological process: carbohydrate metabolic process. Lineage: Eukaryota; Fungi; Ascomycota; Eurotiomycetes; Eurotiales; Aspergillaceae. The record is from RefSeq and is a predicted model, not a curated record.
AUGGUGGCCUUGACCUGGCUCGGCGCGACAGCAGCCCUCGUGCUCUCCGCAUGGCCAACUGCAGCCUCUGUAAACCCGGGCUUCCGCAAAGCGGCCAGCCCGAGCUACCGCAGCAGUGCCUCGGCCUGCCCUGAGCGCUGCAGCGACGCCGGCCCCAACACGGGAAACUGGUCCGUGUACGCGGACUUCAAGCAGAUCCACAAGUGCAAGGAGACCAUGUUCUACGACUUCUCUCUGUUCGACGAUGUCGAUGACCAGAACGGAACCCACCGCAUCCAGGCUUGCUCGUCAUAUGGGCCAGAUUUUGCCAGUCUCCCUGCCUCCACUGCGCGGAUUGCUUCCGCCGAGUUCGUUGAUGUUGAGUUUGAACUCGGCUGGUGGCAUGAGGGGUUCGGCCUGGCGGCUGCUGGACUGCGGUCGAUUGUUAAGCAGAUGCGCCGGUAUGCCGAGGGUGGGCAUGGGCGGACGGACAGGCCGUUUAUCAUCUAUGGCCAGUCUGGGCAGGCAACGAUUGGCCUGUAUAUUGGGCAGGGUCUGCUGAAUCAGGGGCUCAGCGAGUCUGCGCUGAAGCUGUUCCAGGAUAACCUUGACAAGCUCGAGGUCUCCACGCCAAGCCUGGCCAUGCAGCUCUGCGAGGAGGGCUACGAUAGCACGCACGUGUAUGGUAUCAUGGCGACCAGCAAUGGGACCUUCGCCCCCAUCCAAAGUGCCAUCAAGGCUUGGGCCAACGCAACGUGCCUGUCGUUCUCGGGGUCCACCAAGUUCGCUGGCUCGGCCAAGUUCACCACGCCGCUUCUGAAUGGGAACCACACGACCUCCAAUUCAACUAUCCUGGCUCGCAAUCUGGCUCUAAACCUCGUUACCCGUGCCGACGGCAAGUGUAGGACUGUACAGGUUGACGCUGGCACCGGCUGCCCAGAACUGGCAGUGAAAUGCGGCAUCUCGGGUGCCGAUUUCACCAAGUACAACCCUGGCGAGGGUUUCUGUUCCAACUUGAAGCCUAAGCAGCACGUCUGCUGCUCCAGUGGAGAUCUUCCUGAUUUCCGCCCCCAGCCCAACGAAGACGGCUCGUGCAAGGCAUACCAGAUCCAGGCCGAUGACAACUGCGACAGCCUUGCUGCGGAGUACAGUCUCGAGAAGGAAGAUCUCGAGAAGUUCAACAAGAACACUUGGGGCUGGAAUGGUUGCGAGAUUCUGUUCAAGGAUACGGUCAUGUGCUUGAGUGAGGGUACGCCACCCUUCCCUGCGGAGAUCCCCAACGCAGUGUGCGGUCCGCAGAAGCCAGGCACAAACCCACCAACGGAUGGCUCAGACAUCGCCGAUCUCAACCCUUGUCCGUUGAACGCAUGCUGCAACAUCUGGGGCCAGUGCGGUAUCACCGCGGACUUUUGCAUCGAUACCAACACCGGCGCCCCAGGCACUGCCAAGCCAGGCACCUACGGGUGUAUCUCUAAUUGCGGGAUGGAUGUCGUCAGGGGCUCUGGAUCAGGCGGGGUCAAGAUCGCCUACUAUGAAGGCUACUGCCUGAGCAGACAGUGCCUGUUCCAAGACGCCUCACAGAUCGAUACCUCGCAGUACACGCACCUCCACUUCGGCUUCGGCACGCUGACUGACUCGUGGGACGUAAAGACCGGCGACGUGCUGUCCACUUACCAAUUCGGCGAGUUUAAGAGAAUCUCUGGCGUCAAGCGGAUCCUCUCAUUCGGUGGCUGGGACUUUUCAACCAUGCCUGAGACAUACCAGAUCUUCCGCAACGGCGUCAAACCUGCGAACAGGCUCACGAUGGCGACAAAGAUUGCCAACUUCAUCAAGGAAAAUGACCUUGAUGGAGUCGAUAUCGACUGGGAAUACCCCGGUGCGCCUGACCUCCCUGACUUCGAUCCCGGUACAAAGGAAGACGGUCCCAACUACCUGGCCUUCCUUGUCAUUCUCAAGAACCUUUUGCCGGGAAAAUCCGUCUCCAUUGCCGCUCCUGCGUCUUACUGGUACUUGAAGCAGUUCCCCAUCAAGGACAUUGCCAAGGUCACCGACUACAUUGUCUACAUGACCUAUGAUCUCCAUGGGCAGUGGGACGCCCAUAACAGUAACUCCCAAGAAGGCUGUGCCAAGGGCAACUGUCUGCGCAGCCAGGUCAACCUGACAGAGACAAGACAGUCAUUGGCAAUGAUCACCAAGGCAGGUGUUCCUGGCGAAAAGGUUAUUGUUGGUGUGACAAGCUACGGGCGAUCCUUCAAGAUGGCGGACGCAAAUUGCUGGGGACCCGACUGUUUGUACACUGGUGACCGCUUGAAUUCCAACGCGAAAAAGGGCAAAUGCACUGGCACAGCUGGGUACCUUGCCGAUGCUGAAAUCGCCGAGAUCAUGAAGGAUUCCUCUCGAGUCGUCAAGAGCUAUGUCGACACAACCAGCAACAGCGACGUCCUCAUAUAUGAUAAUGAUGAGUGGGUCGGCUACAUGAGCGCCGCCACCAAAAAGGUGCGCACCUCUUUGUACGCUGCGUGGGGAUUGGGAGGCACCACUGACUGGGCCACCGACCUGCAAACGUACCACGAUGUCCCCAAGCCGGCGUACAGCUGGGCCAACUUCAUCGCACUUGCCAGCUCCGGAGGGGACCCAAAGACGGACCACACGCGGAACGGGAACUGGACUGACUUUGACUGCACAGCCCCGGCCGUUGUGGAUUUCCUCGACUACACCCCCUCGCAACGGUGGAGGUUGAUGGGCGCAGACGCGGCAUGGGACGACAUUGUCCGGAUUUGGAAAGACACCGAUUCUCAACGCGGUCGUGUUAAUUUCAGCGCGUCAGUCGAGAGUACCACCCACUUUGGGGGUCAGGCGGGCUGCGGUGUCAUGACCACUGCGGGCUGCACCAUCGUGGAUUGCGAAAAGGGUGCAGACAGUGACACCUCGGGCCCCGCGGCCAUGUUCAUCUCAAACUCGUUGGCGGAAAUCCAUGGAAUGUACAAGAGCUACUACGACACCUUGUUCAAGGCUCUCACCAUUGUCAGCACAGCUCUUGAUGAUAUGGAGAACAAGUUCGCGCCUAUCCCGCCGAAAGAAGACGAGACCUGGCAAUUGAUCCUCAUCGACAUGAUUACGCUUGGCGCCCUGGGAACUGCCGGUCCGUUUUUCAACACGUUUCUGAAGAAGCACGAUUGGUUUGCUGGGAAGACGGGCAGUGCCCUGGAUAACGUAAAGGAUACCACCAUGACCCUCAUCGGACAAAGUACAACCAUCGCCAAGGACGCCUUACCUGGAGGGACCGAGGCUGAGUGGACGCCGGAGAAACAGGAUGAGUUCUCAGCCUAUCUGGGGCAGGUCGUCUAUGGCUGGGCCAAUAUUACGUCUCUUGCGCUGGAAAAGCUCUUCCUCGGAUCCCCCGAGGCGAUUGACGCUCUCUGGCAAGCUAUGUCUGAUGGAAAGCUCAUCAAUGGUAAGAAGGAAGGCGACCUCCCCACGACGGGAAAUGAACAGAAUGAGCUGCUCGCCAACAUCAACAAGUGUAUCAUUGGCUUCGCCCUCCCCGCCCUGUGGCGACAAUCUGGCUCGUACACGUUUAUUAUCGACGCGGGUCACGCUUGUAAUGAAGACAAGGAUCUCAGCGACUACCUUGACAACGACACGAUGGGCGCCACGGGUGUCUGUGUAGACAACUGGCAGUACUACCUGGCGUAUCCGGACGGCGAUGCAACAAAAUGCACCUGCGAGCGUGUCACCGAUGCCGGCCCCUGUCAGACAAUCUGCAGAGACAACAAGUUCUCUGCGCCCAAGGGAAUCGAGUACAUCUCCGACGGGCAUAACUACAACGGCAUCACGAAGACCGAGCUGGUCAAAGGCUCCGUCCGCACCUGGAUCGGAAAUGGCAGGGAGAACGGCGCCAAGGUGGCCGACCCGACCAACGAGGGCACCAUGUCCGAACUGAUGGAGGUCGACGUCACGACCCCCGGCUUCAUGCGGAUCCCUGUCUGCAGCCCCGAGCGCGCCUUCCAGUCCUGGGACACAGCCAACAAGGACUCGAGCCCGAACUGGCCCUGCGAUAUCCCGCCGGGCAAGGACGAGUGCGGGGACUCGACCUUUGUGGACCAGACCAGCGGCGCAUCGCCCCAGGUUGAGGACUGCCGCCAGAUCAUCAAGAACAUCGAGGGUGAUGGCAGCACCGACUGGACCACCCAGGUUGUCGGCCAUAAGCAGCGCGAGGUUGCCAGUCAUGCCAGCUGUCAUUUCGGCGUCGAGGCUACCAAGACUGACGGCAACGUCAACUUCAAGGUCGGCGGGCAGGAUGUUAUUGAUAUCAUCAACAGCGCUAUUGCUCAAUUUGGUAGGGACGGGCUGAUCGGUGCAAAGGGUGAUAUGAAUUGCAACGGCAAUAUAAAGAGCCAGCCGGUUCUGUGGGGGAUCUACUAG